CAGAUGUCAAUUGAACGACUUUUUUUUUCUUAUUAUUUACUUUAAUUUUCAGCAACGAAACGCAAAUAUAUAAACUUAAAUAUAUAUAGAAAAAGUGCAAAAUAUUGUGAAGUGUUUAAUUAUUAUUGUGAAGAAAGUUAUAUAAAAUAGAAUUCCUAAGAUGGGAGACAAUCAGGAAAAGGCUUUGCAGCUGAUGGCCGAGGCUGAGAAAAAGCUGACUCAACAAAAGGGUUUCUUCAGUGCACUAUUUGGUGGUUCCAACAAAUUGGAAGAAGCUAUUGAACAUUACCAACGCGCUGGUAAUAUGUUUAAAAUGUCCAAAAACUGGACUAAAGCUGGCGAAUGUUUUUGUGAAGCUGCAAAUUUACACGCCCGCAAUGGUAGUCGUCAUGAUGCUGGAAUCGGCUAUGCCGAUGCCUCAAAUUGUUAUAAGAAGGUUGAUGUUGAAAAGGCUGUCGAAUGUUUAUUAAAAUCUAUAGAUAUUUACACCGACAUGGGACGUUUUACCAUGGCGGCCAAAUAUCACCAAAGCAUAGCCGAAAUGUAUGAAAGUGAUCCAAAUACUUUAACAAAAACCAUACAACAUUAUGAACAAGCAGCCGACUAUUUCAAAGGCGAAGAGUCCGUUAGCUCUGCUAAUAAAUGUAUGCUGAAAGUAGCCCAAUAUGCUGCACAAAUGGAAGAUUAUGAAAAGGCCAUAUCGAUUUAUGAACAGGUGGCUGCCACUUCAUUGGAAAGUUCUUUGCUCAAAUACAGCGCCAAAGAAUAUUUCUUUAGGGCCGCUUUAUGUCAUUUAAGUAUUGAUUUACUAAAUGCCCAACAUGCUAUAGAGAAAUACUCCAAUCAAUAUCCAGCAUUCCAAGACUCUAGAGAAUAUAAAUUAAUUAAGGUUCUUUGUGAACACUUGGAAGAUCAAAAUGUGGAUGGUUUCACUGAGGCUGUUAAAAACUAUGACAGCAUUUCACGCCUAGACCAAUGGUAUACCACUAUAUUGUUGCGCAUCAAGAAGGCUUGUGAUGAAGAUCCCGAUCUGCGAUAAAAUUAUUAAAUGCUAAGAAUGUUUUUAGACUCCUCCUCUUUAACACUAUUAUACAUGAUUAUUUAUCUACACCGUUUAUUUUGUUUGUUGUGUUUUUUUUUUGUAUACAAGAGAAAAAAAUUUAUUAAUAAUAAUUAUAUACAUUUAUAAUAGUAAUAAAUAAAAAAAACUGGGAUCAGCUGGUCUUGAUUUAGUUGUAAAAUACUAGUGUCCAAAACCACAAAAAAAGAA
Calliphora vicina (urban bluebottle blowfly) is the source of this 1270-nucleotide messenger RNA. RefSeq names its product alpha-soluble NSF attachment protein. Bases 161 to 1039 code for a protein of 292 amino acids. The transcript has 5 exons. Gene Ontology annotation, cellular component: vacuolar membrane; SNARE complex. The record is from RefSeq and is a predicted model, not a curated record. Gene Ontology annotation, molecular function: syntaxin binding; soluble NSF attachment protein activity. Lineage: Eukaryota; Metazoa; Arthropoda; Insecta; Diptera; Calliphoridae. Gene Ontology annotation, biological process: SNARE complex disassembly; intracellular protein transport.